AUGGCCGCCGCCCCCGACGACCGCCUGUCCGUCCUCCCGGACGACCUGCUCCGGCGCAUCCUAUCCUUCACACCACCCAAGACCGGCGCAUCCACCGCCGUCCUCUCGCGACGGUGGCGUCCAGUAUGGCUCCGAUCAGGCACCCUCAGCCUGGACAGCGAGCCCUACGCCGCCACCAUACGUGCAACCAAGUACCUCGAGCCCUACGCCUAUGGCGGCUACAUACAAAGAACCUCAUACACCGAUUCGCUCUUCUUGCCCGACGCCGUCAAGGUCCUCGACGCUCUCCGCCGUGCCACGGCGGACCUCAAGAGCCUCACGCUGUCCCUGGACAAAUCGGCAUACAGCGGAGCCAAACCUUACCGCUUUAUGGACGAGAAAGAGAAGCAGAAAGAAGAGGCGCAUGACAGGGUCGGCGGCGUCGUCCUCGCCCACCCCGCCGCGGCCCAGCUGGAAGAGCUCCGCGUCCGCUGCCGGCCGGACGAUUAUCGCUAUCGCCCCUGGCUGGCCCCCCUUCCGUGCGCCGCCACGCUCCGGGUGCUGGACCUCACCCGCUGCGACAUACAUCCACCGCCGACGGCCACGGCCACGGUGCCCCUGUCCGCCGGCAUUUUCUUCCCGUGCCUGACAGAUCUGCAACUGCGCGGUUGCGUCAUCUCGGAGGGGUAUCUCCAGGUCGUGGUCGACGCCGCGCCGGCGCUCACCAACCUCGUGCUGGUGAACGUGAGCCACAAGCCGGCGGUGGAGCCGGACUCCAUAGGGUGGAUAUUUUGCCGGCCCGGUUUCAGGGCGCGUCUCCGACUCUGGUGCCCGACGGUCACCGCCUUCGUGCUCGAGGCCAGUGCCCACAAGGAGGAGCUCGAGCCUUGGGCCAAUCCCGGCAUCGAGCUCGACAUGCCGAGCCUGCGCUCCUUCCGCUACAAGGGAUUCCCCGUCAAGCUCUCACUGAUGUCGUCCACGCCGGCUCUGGAACGAGUCGACCUUGAUGUCUCUCGAGAGUCUCGACACGAGUACCGCGUGCAACAGUACUAUGAGCCCGUGUCGCGCAUUCUGGCAAGCUUCACUGGCACGAGGGCUCUGAAACUGCGCCUCCGCUGCAUCGAGGAUAUCAUCGUCGGCGUCGUCCUCCCCACGUUCCCAAGUCUGGAGCUCCUCGAAGUAGAAGGACACUACAAGUACAUGAACAGACACACGGGAGCAGCAAUGGCGAGGCUUCUCAACUCUUGCCCCGCGAUGUCCGAACUCCGGCUCAGGCUAAACAUGGAGAGGGACUAUGAAUACGAAUGCAAGAUCAAGAAUAUGGGUGGUGGACCCUUCGCCCAAUCCAUGGAAAGGUUCAAUAGGCUCGGCCCCAUGUCCUCGGUGCAUCGCGACAUCGUACAGCUCGGCGGCGUCUCGGAGCUCCCGGGUUCCUUGACCAACAACAACUGCGCGUUCAGCUGCCUGCAGAAGAGCCUUCGAAAGGUGACGCUCAAGUUCAAGGCCAUGGAGGUUAACUGCUUCCAGGUCCAGCUCGCCAAGUUCCUUGUGGAGAACGCCAUGGUGCUAAGGAGAUGCAAGUCGAUGAUGGGGACCAGUUCUCAUCAGACCACCUUAACCUCAAACUUGCAAGAUGGAGAUCUGAUUCAUUCCGGAGAAGAAAUCUCACGGACACAGCAGGUGGCUUUCGGGUAUAUUAGCAAGGCAUUUGUCUUUUAUUCUGGCGCUUUGAGAGGUCCAGAUUAA
Molecule: messenger RNA, 1725 nt
Organism: Triticum turgidum subsp. durum (durum wheat)
Lineage: Eukaryota; Viridiplantae; Streptophyta; Magnoliopsida; Poales; Poaceae
Source: the annotation of a GenBank genome assembly